This is a messenger RNA of Hemicordylus capensis (graceful crag lizard), 6211 nucleotides long. It is a transcript of the gene FRMPD1, whose product is annotated as FERM and PDZ domain containing 1. Bases 412 to 5172 code for a protein of 1586 amino acids. Gene Ontology annotation, molecular function: protein binding. Gene Ontology annotation, cellular component: cytoskeleton. Gene Ontology annotation, biological process: signal transduction. The record is from RefSeq and is a predicted model, not a curated record. The transcript has 17 exons. Lineage: Eukaryota; Metazoa; Chordata; Lepidosauria; Squamata; Cordylidae.
GGUUCCAGUCGGGGGCGUGGCGUUCUUGUUGUGGCAUUUAGCCCCGCCUCCCCCAGAGGAGAGCCGGCAUCUGCCGCUGAAAGCCGGACAGAGGCUUCCGAUGCUGUGUUGCCCGAGAAGUCCUGAGCGAGCCGAGUGCUGCGCGGAUACCGUAAUUGCCUCUCUUUAUGCGCGCUGGGAAAAAAGUUAUUGAUACAGCACACGCCCGGGUGGCAGGGAAUCGAGCUUGUAAAGGCGCUUUUAGUUAUCUCCUGGGGAGGUUUGCGCUAACAAGGUUGAAAAACAAAUGGACCAAUGUCUUCCCCAUUAAGCAGCAGGUAGCAUCCGGAGGUGGGAGCUUGCAAAAAGCAAAGCACGUGACCUGCUCAACUGCCUUAAAGCUGAUGUUAAGCAGCACACAAACACACGUAAAUGGAAGACCUGGAGACACGCAAAGCACGUAGGAUAGAGCUGAUGGUAGCAAAAUGGCUGCGUCGGUCACGAGAUCAUUCAUCCAGAGGGAGAGCAUCAGUGAGUGACAGACCAACAGAUGUUCUUAGUCACUCUGUAAGCCAUAUAAAAAUCACAGUAGAUGUUCGAAAAGAUAUACUUCUUGGACAUUACGGCUUUGAAGUUUCCCAGAAUCCUCCCCUUCUUAUCACAUCGGUUGCUGUGGGCAGUGCUGCUGACGGGAAACUUCUGCCAGGGGAUCAAAUUCUUGCAAUAAACAAUGAAACAGCGGAAGGUGUUACUGGUGAACAAGCAGCCUCUCUUUUAAGGGAAUCAGAAGAAUCUAUCCGGUUCACAGUUCUCCGAUGCAUCUCGGGUGGCCCUAAAUCAUCCUUUCUUACUGCGGAGAAAAGAGCCAAGCUAAAGACUAAUCCUGUCAAAGUCCGCUUUGCCGAAGAAGUAGUUGUGAAUGGACAUACUCAGGGAAGUUCUCUUCUGUGUAUGCCUAACGUUCUUAAGGUGUACUUGGAAAAUGGACAGACUAAAGCUUUUAAAUUUGAAACUCAUACUACUGUCAAGGACAUUCUUCUCACUUUGAAAGAAAAGCUUUCCAUUCGAAGCAUCGAUCAUUUUGCCUUGGUCUUGGAAGAGCAGUACAAUGUGUUGAAGAUGUACCUUCUGCAUGAGGAUGAGCUUAUUGAACAGGUAGUUCAGAGGAAAGAGUCUCAUAAUUAUCGGUGCCUCUUCAGAGUUUGCUUUAUACCCAGGGAUCCACUGGAUAUGUUGCAGCAAGAUCCUAUUGCCUUUGAAUAUCUCUAUUUGCAGAGCUGCAGUGAUGUGCUUCAGGAGAGAUUUGCAGUCGAGAUGAAGUGCAGUGUUGCUUUGCGGUUGGCUGCAUUACACAUACAAGAGCGGAUUAUCACUUGUGCUCAGCCACAGAAAGUUUCUCUGAAGUAUAUAGAGAAGGACUGGGGAAUAGAAAACUUUAUCUCUCCAACUUUACUCCGAAACAUGAGAGGAAAAGACAUCAAAAAGGCCAUUAGCUUUCACAUGAAGAGGAAUCAACUUUUGUUAGAUCCAAGACCAAAGCGUCUCCUCUCGGCAGCACAGGUGCGACUGUGUUACCUGCAGAUUCUUGGAGAUUUGAAACUCUAUGGAGGCAAAAUCUUCAAUGCCACUCUCAUGCUGCAGGACAGAGAAUCAUGUAUUGCCCUCCUGGUGGGAGCCAAAUAUGGGAUCAGCCAAGUUGUUAACAACAAGCUCAACAUUGUCACCAUGCUGGCUGAAUUUGCAAACAUCAGCAGACUGGAGCUUACGGAAGAAUCGGACAAAGUAAGCAUGGUAAAAAUCUACCUCCAAGAUAUAAAGUUGCUGACUUUACUGUUGGAGUCUAACAGUGCGAAAGAUCUGGCUUGUCUCAUUGCUGGCUACUACAAGCUGCUUGUGGAUUCAAGUAGUUCCAUAUUUGUCUGGACAGACAGAAGGCUCCAAACACAUCGCUUGUCCGCGGAGGAGGGGUAUGAAUCGAGAACCUGCAGCGACUCUGAAGAAUCUUCUGAACCAGACUCCUCCUUGGACCGGUUUCCAGACACUCACUCCACAAAGUACAGCAGCAUUAGCCCCCUGCUUGAGGAAGGAGAACAGGACAAGCAUGAACAAGAAAGGAAGGAGCUGGAGGACAAAGAGACUGUGUAUUGCAAUGGCUAUGACAACACAAAUGAUAGCUUGUCGGACGCCUCAGACUCAGCCAACACAGAGAGCCGGUUAAAGACUAGUGCUUCAAGCGACUCUCUGGAUGCUCUGGAGGAGGACGAUUUGCAAGCCUGCUCCUCAAGUAGGCCUGAGUUUUUUCAUUUCUAUACCCCCACUCUUCAGGAACUUGCAAGCAAUGGCAAGACCUCCAUGGGUAUAGACAGCGAAGAAGGAAGUAAAGCAACUCAGGAGUAUAUCUUCUCUUUCUUCCCACCGCCCCACAUACCCAGUCCUGUGCUUCUACAGCUGGAGGCAGAACCCAGGACAGAAAGUGAAACGAAUGCUUCUGCUCUGGAGUCCAAGCUGGCAGAGAGUAACGUCAUGCAGUAUUACAGCCUUUGUGCCAACAUCUCCCCCACCAGCAGCGGAGAAAAGACCACCUGCAGUGACAGCUCAGAGCGUGGCUCUUUGAAAGAGCUGCAGGCUGAAGCCGAUGAAGAUGAGGGGACUGGCAGAAGAGAGACACCUGGCUUCAUCUUGGCUCCUCCCCCUGGCUUUGGAGAUACCAGUUCAGAUGAAGAAUUCUACGAUGCAGCAGAAAGGGUAGCACCAGUGGAGGCUCCAGCAAGUUCUGAAAGUUUGCCCCUACAGAGUGUACAAGAUGUCACUACCACAAAGGUGCCCUCCUGUUGCGGCUUGAGUCAAAACAUUCUGUCAAGACAAAGUAGAAGAGCAAAACACAGACCAGAAAAGGAGGCAAGGUGUACCAACAGCCUGAGGAAAAGAAGGUCCUUCCUACAGACUAACUAUACAUCACAAGUUACUUUCCCCAUAGCUUCACCUCACUCCCCAGAGAACAUUGACAGCUUGUGCUAUGACAAAGAACCUGGCCUUUCAGAUACUUUAUGUUCAGAACCUGUAGUUUCCUUGAGGGACACUAAAAGAGACACUGAUCUUGAAACCAAAUCGCUGGUCCAAUUAGACCCGUAUAGAGCAACCAAGAAUAUAACCCCUUCAUCUGAGUUGAUGGAGAUGGAGCCUGAUACCUUAGAAACAAAGACAGUAACUGAUUCAGUUGCAUCUUCUAUAUCUGCCAUUCGUCUUCUAGGUACCCAGGAAGCUGCAGAGAGCUCAGAUUUCAACUCUAGCCCCCUCUACACAGAGAAGCCUGAUACCUCUUUUAUCUCCUCCCAUACACAUGAACAUAACAGCUGCUUAAAGGUGUCAGGAAUCUCCUUCCGGGUGGAAGGCCUAAACAAAAUUGGCCAUGAAAAAACAGAAGAUCCUACAGAAACAUAUUCUGGUGUUGAGAAACAUUGUAUAGCAGGUAGAGAACCUCAUGUAAAUGAAAUAUCAGAGAACACAAUGAGGACAGCAGAAUCUACACCUGAAAUAGGAGUCAGUUACGUAUUGAUUGAGGAAAUAAUACACACAACUACCAAACCCUCCCGAUCUCUGGACAGGCACCAAGGCAAACAGUUGACUUGUGUGCCAACCUCAGAUCUGGAUCCUCUUCCUGCUGAGAAAGUGGAGAGAGAUGAACAGCUUGUGCUAGGCCCCUGUGAAAGAGGAAUCCGUGACCCCCUCUUGCACAAAUCAAGCCAGGCAUUUGGAGGCUUAUUGCUCCCAGAAAAUACCAGCAAGAUGCUGACUGAAGACUCAUUGCGGAAAUCUGAGGGUCCAAACCAGCUGAGUUUCUCAAAUGACACUGAGCUGCUUCCCCAUUGUGAUGAUCCUUCAGGGAUACAGACUCACCUCUCUGGGGUUUCUUUUAGUUCAUUGACUAAUUGCACAGAAACAUGUCUGCAGUCGGAUGACAAAUGCUGGAGAACUGCUGGUCAAAGUGUCCCAGUUGUUAAUAGAGUCUGUUUAAAAGAGGAUGAUUUGCUUUCAGAUGGCCUGAGGCAAGGGCCACACCAUCCAUCAGCCUUAACUGCUUAUCGGAAUACAAGCCUUUCUACAGAACUGGCUGGUGUCCAGAAGUCAGUGGAAAGAAACUUCACGGGCAAUGCCUUCCACGUGGAUUAUAAAUGCAAACAACCCAGGCCACAAACUGUUUCCGUGGAGAACAUGGAACAGAAAAAAGCGAACAUUUCAGAUGGCCUGGACUACUUUUCACUUGCUAGUUUCUGUAAAUCUGCAGGGCCCAGUGAGAAAAAUGGUGUUUCAAAUCAAACAUUUCUGUAUUCUGACUCGACAGAAGGUGCUAAGGCACCUGUAAGCUGCAACAACACAGGCUCUCCAGCUUUUACAACUGCUGAGGCGCUCUCACCAAAUCAUAAAAUGGACAGAUGCAGUUGCCAGUUGACUUAUGCCAGUUGUUUCCGUGGUCUAGAUAAUGAGGCAGAAUUAAAGGACACCAGUCCUCUUGAAUGUGGCACUUCUGAGAGGCCAUUAACCACCCCACCCUCAACAAGAAGCCCACUGUCUUUAGAUUGUAAUCCUACAAGACUCAUACAAGAAUGUAACUAUGCUAAUACUGACCCCAAGUCUGGUAAGAAUCGCAGCUGGCUUCCAGAAUCUCAUAUUGAUGCACUGAGAUGUUUAAAAGAGACAGUGUGCGCCUCACCACUUGACUUUUCUCACUUGCUAGAGAACGUGGUAGAACUACAGGAAAUUUUAAGGAAAUUUGGGGGGAAUAGAAGGAAACACCCUCGAGAUAAAUGCUCAGCCCAUUUUUCUGAAAACAAAAACAUAUUGUGCAUGGAAUCCCAAAGAUUGACGUCCAGUUGCCAGAAAGUUAUCAAAGCAGAUGGGCCUUCCACAGAGAUACAAAAUGUCAUUCAGGAGACCUUCCAGAACCUUCUCCAGCUGACAGAUGUGUGCUUUCAGUUCACAAACUGCAGCCUUUGUAGUAGAAGACUCAAAGACCUCACAAUCAAUCUGAAGGAUCUUGUAUGUAACUACCGCCAGUUUGUUCAGGCAGCUCAGCAAGCCUGUGAGCAGGGCUAUUCUACCUUGAGUGUGAAACUACUUGUGUGCCAGUAUACUGCCCUCACAGCAGCCCUGUUCUGCCUUGUUCAACAAUUCAGGGCAUCAUCCUGUGUGUGAGAUGGAGGAUCUUGUCCAAAUGACUCUCCAUCCUUUUGAUAGGGAAGUACCCAACCAAGUGUCUGCCACUGAAAUAUUUCCCCACUAAAAAUAGCUCAUGAGCAACAGCUAGGUUGAAGCGAGUAAUUGAGCAGUUUGGUCCCAUUCUUUAAUGGAUUUUAACAUUCAAGGGUUAAAUGAGUUGAGGAGUGAGUUAUCCUGCUGACCUCAUGUAGAAUCCUAUUUUGGUGCAUGUCCAACUUGCUUUCUCUUGUGCCAUAGAUAAAACACAAAAGUGAUUAAUCUCUCGAGUGAUUCAAGGUCCUUUCUGUUAUCAACUGCAGUUGUAUGUAUGCAGUAGCAAGUAUCCUUAACUGAUGUAUUGACAGUGUUCUCAUGUUACAGCUUUGGUGUGCCAAUUUGUGCAGACGACGACUAAGCCUAAAGCGAGUACACCCCAGGAGUCUGCAUGUGGGGAGGGAUCUGGCUUCAGAUGUUUAAGCAAGGCAAACUGGGGUGGGUGGCCAAAGGCAGAAGUGGCCAAUCACCAUUUAAUCCAGGCAAUUCUAAUGUAGGAGAUUGAGUGUGUCAGUUAGCACAGUGGAUUCCAGGUCUUCUGCCCACGUUGCUGCCCUAUCAAUGCACAUAGCUGACAGGGCCCAACAGAGGAGGAAGAGUGGCUACACAGUCACAUGAAGCAGAUGAGUCUCUUUCCUUGUGCUCAUGGCCAUGUGUCACAGUGCCACUAUUGGGUACUCAAGAGGCUUCUUUCAGGACAUCUCACUGGAUUUGCAAUACAUUUUAGAGGAAGUAUCUUAUGGACAAGUGUUCUGAACAUUCUGUGCUAAGUGGCCAUUAUCCAAGAAGCAAAGUCGUAUCACUACGUUUACCCUUCCAUAAGCUGUUAGUAGUAAAGGACAUGUGUAUCUUCCUGUAGGCUUAACCUCCAGAGGACGUGCAUGUGUAUGCAUACCUAGCACCACCUUCAUCCAUUUCAUGCAUCUGACCAAAAAAGCUGUUGUCUGUUGAAGCACAUGCCACAAUAAACCAGUUAGUUUUA